Messenger RNA from Juglans regia (Persian walnut), 2784 nucleotides. Its product is annotated as pentatricopeptide repeat-containing protein At2g02750. The transcript has 2 exons. Gene Ontology annotation, biological process: RNA modification. Lineage: Eukaryota; Viridiplantae; Streptophyta; Magnoliopsida; Fagales; Juglandaceae. Bases 23 to 1876 code for a protein of 617 amino acids. The record is from RefSeq and is a predicted model, not a curated record. Gene Ontology annotation, molecular function: protein binding; RNA binding. Gene Ontology annotation, cellular component: intracellular membrane-bounded organelle.
UUUAGAUUUUAGAACCUGUCCCAUGAAGCGCGAAGUAGCCAACCUUGUCACGGAUGGCUUCUACAGAGCAGCACUUUCCUUGUAUUCCCAUUGCCACUCAGCCUCGCUCCCUCCUAACAAAUUCACCUUUCCCCCUCUCCUCAAAGCCUGUGCCAAACUCGGGUCAGCUCUACAAGGGCAGAUGAUCCAUACCCAUCUCAUCAAAAUUGGCUUUCUUUCUGACGUUUACGCAGCCACUUCUCUCACCGACAUGUACAUGAAACUGUAUCUAUUACAUGAUGCACUCCAGGUUUUCGGUGAAAUGCCUGAAAGAAACUUGGUUUCAUUGAAUUCCUUAAUUUCGGGGUUUUCACAAAAUGGGUAUCGUAGAGAAGCAUUAUCGGUGUUUAAACAGGUGGGGUUUGGAACGUGCAGGCCUAAUUCUGGGACAAUAGCUAGUUUGAUGUCGGCGUGUGAAAGCGUUGGACGUGGCAUGGAAAUACAUUGCUGGGCGAUAAAAUUGGGAGUCGAGGCGGAUGUUUUUGUUGCAACCUCGAUUGUGACAAUGUAUUCAAAUUAUGAAGAUUUGGUUUCAGCUUCAAAGGUGUUUGAGGGGUUACCUAAUAAGAGUGUAGUUAGCUAUAAUGCUUUCAUUUCGGGACUUUUGCAGAAUGGGGUUCUACAUACGGCUUUGGACAUGUUUAAGGACAUGAGGGAAUGUUCAGUCGAAGAGCCAAACUCGGUUACUUUUAUUUCGGUUCUUUCUGCAUGUGCUAGUCUUCUGUAUCUUCGAUUCGGUAGGCAAGUGCAUGGACUCAUAAUGAAAACCGAAAUAGAAUUUGAUGCUAUGCUAGCAACGGCGCUGGUGGACUUUUACUCCAAAUGUGGAUGUUGGCAAAUGGCAUUUGAUGCUUUCAAAGAGUUUGAUGGAAGCAGAAACUUAAUAACAUGGAAUUCCAUGAUUGCCGGCAUGAUGUUGAAUGCUCAGACUGAGAACGCCGUUGAGUUAUUUGAACAGUUAGAAUCUGAAGGGCUGGUACCUGAUUCAGCAACUUGGAAUUCAAUGAUAAGCGGGUUUUCACAACUGGGGAAGGGGAUUGAAGCCAUUAAGUACUUCAAGAGAAUGAUAUCUGCUGGCGUAGUCCCAAGUUUAAAAUCUAUCACAAGUCUUUUACCGUCUUGUUCAGAUCUGUCUGCUCUGCAGUGUGGAAAAGAGAUUCAUGGGCACGCGAUUAGAACCAAUAUCAGUACUGACGAGUUCAUUGCCACUGCACUUAUUGAUAUUUACAUGAAAUGUGGUCAUUAUUUGUUGGCACAAACGAUUUUCGAUCAGUUUGAUAGAAAACCUGAUGACCCUGCGUUUUGGAAUGCUAUGAUAUCUGGUUACGGAAUAAAUGGGCAGAAUGAAUCUGCGUUUAGGAUAUUUGACCAGAUGGUAGAAGGAAAAGUACAUCCAAGUACGGCAACUUUUACAAGUGUGUUAUCUGUCUGUGGCCACACUGGCCAGGUUGAAAAGGCUUGGGAACUUUUAAGGAAGAUGAAGAUAGAUUAUGGCUUGGAACCAAAAGGAGAACACAUUGGUUGCAUAGUGGACCUUUUGGGUCGAUCUGGUCGAUUGGAUGAAGCUCAAGAAUUAAUACAAGAACUACCACAGCCUUCUGCAUCUGUUUUUGCUUCUUUACUUGGUGCUUGUAAAUGUCAUUUAGACUCAAAAGUGGGGGAAGUAAUGGCAAUAAAGCUGUCAGAAUUGGAGCCAGCAAAUCCGUCUCCUUUUGUGAUCUUGUCUAAUAUAUAUGCCGCAUGUGGAAGGUGGAAGGAUGUGGAAAGGAUUAGGGGGAUAAUCAGCGACAAAGGUUUGAGAAAGCACCCUGGCUUUAGCUUAAUAGGAGAAACAUGAAAAGUACAUACACAGUAUUGAUUGAACGACUGAAGUAGUUCCCUGGUCCCAAACCAGAUUUGUUUACAUAUCUCCACUUCCAUACAUUUUAAGGAUUCUCACACCAGAAGCAUUACUGUUUCAACAUUUCAUUCACUGCAAACCAAAAUGGUUAUCAAAAUGGCUGAGGGGUUCAUAACUGGAGCAAGAAAUCACGUCUCUGAAUAUCAUGAUGACGCCAACCACUACAUUAUCCUCUCCUGCUUCCACAUAAAUCAGGUGAACUGAUUUGGAUGCAAGACUGGAUCGCAAUACCAAGCGUUGAAUGAGUUUGCAUGUAAUUGUUGGGACGACUUCUCUGGUUUCUUGGGAGGCAAUAAUAUGCAUAGAAUCCAUCACAGUCAGCUUCGCAAAUAGAAUGCAGAGGAGAGCUGGUGCACACGAAGAUUUAAAGGCGCUGUCUUAUAACUUUCCUAAAAUAUUGGAGAAAAGCUCAGAUUUCAGCUGCAAGUAUCGGAUAUACUCCAUGCAUAUGCUCCGACUAUCUUCUUCUUUGGUCCUUCAACUACUGGAAGACCCACCAAUUUGGUUCUCAUUCAUUCUCUUGGAUUUGGGCUAGAAGAAUACUCAAGUAACAGCAAAAACCAUAUCUCAGCAGAAGACAUGUAAGGAAGCCAAAAUCAGAAAUAGGCUGCGCAGCAUUUCUGCCAAACCAGUCCCUUCCUUUAUAAUCCUCGAGACCUUGAAGGACUGCAGAUUGAGUAAUGAAGUUCUUGAUGUCCGUCUUGCCUGGUUGAAUUAGUGCUUGUUUGAAUGUUGAGAAGAGGAAAAAAGUUAGAGAAUUUUUAGAAAAAGUUUGAAGUUUUAUGAGUUUUUUUUUGGGGAAGUUGUGGAUACCACUGAAGAUAUGUUUGGAUAGCAAAACUUUG